This is a messenger RNA of Ambispora gerdemannii, 723 nucleotides long. The record is from the annotation of a GenBank genome assembly. Lineage: Eukaryota; Fungi; Glomeromycota; Glomeromycetes; Archaeosporales; Ambisporaceae.
AUGUAUAAACCUAUUAGCAAUUUUGACGGUAUUAAAAGUCCAAUUUGUGGCCAAGUAGAAGCGAGAAAAAUUUCAAAUGACGAAUUAUAUUGUUGUUCAAAAAAUACUAAGAAUUGUUAUCCUUUUUCAUCUGACUGCUUUGGCAGCGAUUAUCAAGUAGCCCAAUGCCAUAAUCUCACUAGGCUUGAUGCUUGUAAACGAACUGAUUUGGCUGCAGUCCAAGUCUGUGGAGGUUUGCAAAAUAGUUUAUUUUGCUUGUCUGUAGAUGCAAUUUCAAGAAGGGAUACAGACUAUAAUCGCUUUUCCAAAGCUGCUGAAUGGAUAGUGAAUCGCAGUACCGAAGCCGAAUCAAAUAACAUAACGGUUUGUGAUGAUGGAACUAGUUACCAACCAUGUAAUGAUGGUACACCUAACGGAACUAUUGCUAUUUUGUCUUGUGGGGAUUUAUUUAAAAGUGAACUACGAUGUAAUUGGAGUAAUCUUACUAUCAAUGAUGGCAAAAAAAUCGCAGACCUUCCCCGAAAACCCGUAACAGAAUUAUGCACUACCACUGUAGUAUGUCACGAUAAUACUGCUUUAAUUAUUGGCUUAGCCACUGGUGUAGGCGUUCUGGGAAUAAUAGUUAUUGCUUUAGUAGCUUUAUUUAUUCGCAAGUUGCAAAAGAGAGAUAUUCACGUUGAUAAUAUUUCUAAUCAUUCGUCUUCCGACAGUGAUGCUCCGUAG